This is a messenger RNA of Rodentolepis nana, 426 nucleotides long. The record is from the annotation of a GenBank genome assembly. Lineage: Eukaryota; Metazoa; Platyhelminthes; Cestoda; Cyclophyllidea; Hymenolepididae.
AUGAACAUACGUUCAAACGUUUGCAAGGAUUUGGAGGCUGCAAAUUCAUUACCUUUGAGGAUAAGAACUGGCAUUCCGAGUGCUUCAACUGCAACAAAUGCAACACUAGUCUGGUUGGUCGCGGAUUCCUGGUCGAAGACGGAGCCGUUGUCUGUCCCGAUUGUAGCGCAUAAAUACACUAUGCAGUCUCAAGAUCCUCUUCUUUUCUUCCCCUCCUCUUCACUAUGCCUUCUUUUGCUUCUCUUUCCAGUCGCGUUGCAUUGCCACACCGCUCAUUUGCUUCAAGAAUUCUUAUCAUUUAUUGCCCUAGUUCUAAUCAAAUUUGUCGCCACUUUUUCUGUCAAGGUUGCUGCUUUCGUCCAUGACCGUUCCUCAUUGGCCCUCCCUUCCCCACCCCCACCCCCCACUUUGUCUCCAGCAGCUUAA